Cyclocybe aegerita is the source of this 375-nucleotide messenger RNA. The record is from the annotation of a GenBank genome assembly. NCBI's taxonomy places the organism in Eukaryota, Fungi, Basidiomycota, Agaricomycetes, Agaricales, Hemipholiotaceae.
AUGCAAUUCAAGAUCCUUUUCGUCGCCACCACCCUCGCCAUGAGCGCCUCAUCCGCCUACGCCGUCACAGGAAAGUUCUGGUGCAACGCUACCAAGGGCUCCAGCGCCGACUGCGUCCUCCCUGGCGUCGGCCCGACCUACGCCUGCGGCGAAGCCCAAGGCGCAUCCGGAUAUCAGUCGAGCUCGAGCCGCAAGUAUUGGACCAAUCUUCCGAGCUGGGGCAAGCCGAGGGGAGAGGAGAGCAAAUUACGCAUGAUUGGGGAGGCUAGACUUCUCGCGUCGUUUGUUGCAAGCAAUACAUCGUCGUUGAUCGAACCUGAGCACGACGAGCUCCUAAGACUAACGGUGCCGAACAGCAAUAUACAUUAUUCCUGA